This is a messenger RNA of Amoebophrya sp. A25, 2443 nucleotides long. NCBI's taxonomy places the organism in Eukaryota, Dinophyceae, Syndiniales, Amoebophryaceae. The record is from the annotation of a GenBank genome assembly.
CACAAACUUCUUGAUAUCAGCAUACCCAAUAUUAAGAAGAGCGAACAAAUAAACGCGAAGAUGUUCUUGUUACCCUAGUUGUAAAAUCAUGACAAGAGGAGCAGAAUCGGCCGAUGAUGUAGGUCGUUCUACCUACAGCACACGGUGGAAGCACUUGAAGAAGCACUUCUAUUCUACUACUAUGCUAAAAGACCACCGGUGACAUAUCAACGAGCAAGCCCAGCACGAGCAAAUACAACAGUACAAAAUGGUGACGACGAGGACGAGGACAUUGUUCUUUUUAGGUCUGAUUCUAGAGGUGGCAAGAGGGUUUAGCAUCAUCGAGGCAGGUACGGUACUGAGCGGAACGACUGUGCCAGGUACGACAACACAACCUCCGUGCUCAAGCCUAUCAAACGGACCCUGGACACCUGAUCCGUUCGGGAAAACUGGGAAUAUUAUGGUAAUCACUCGUACUCCUACUCUUUGGUCCUCAUCUAUGUUGACUGUACUCGUCUUCAAUCGCCAUCGAUAUUAUGUUGAUUGUACUCGUACUCUUUAAUCCUCAUCUACUACCUCUAAUAUCUUCCUAGUAUCCCUACAACUAGUGUAAAAGCCAACAUGUUCGACCGCAUCUGUGCAGUAUUGUCGUUAUCAGUGGAAGUGACCCAAAACACCUGCAUAGAGUAGAUAUGAAGCAAGGCCAAGGGGGGCUUGUACUUAUAUAUUACUUACUUAGUGCAACUACUCUCCCUCUCGUCUGUCGUCCUGAGCUAGUGCUUGGAUCUUGGUUCUUCGCUCUCAUUGUACCCGAAUCGACUAACGUCGUCGCCAUCUACUUUCUAAUAAACUUCUGUCGUGCACGUGCUUAUAUUAGUAAAAGUGAUCCCUUUAUUUUCAUACUCAGUGCAGUGAACGCGCAAUGUGGAUUGGACUUUCACUCUUUCGGCAUCUCAAGCUCUGGCGGAUUGUGCUCGCCAAAAAUGAUAAAUUUACGGCUUUGGCAGUGCUCACUCAUGUCUUUCAAGGUGGAAUUAAAUUCAUUAUUGUGCUGUUGAUAGCACGAAGCUACAACAGAGAAGAAGAAACAAUUUCGUUAACUACGUGAUGCUGAUGGUCAUCUUAAUAGAAGUGAGAAACUGAUGAAUCUGAAACUAGUACAACCCUUAAUCAUCAUCUUAAUCUCCCUUUUCUAAUCCUCACCGGUCAAUUUCCAGCAGCCAACGACCUAGUUGCGUGGUAUCCGGAUAAGGCAGCAGCAAUGAGGAACGGCGACAAGAUCUGUUAAGAAGACCACUUUGCCCUAACCAUAUGAUCGAGAACCAUUUUGCACUUUCCUAACUGUAAACUUAUGUUAACCACGACAUAAAGAAAGAGACAUGAUGAACAUCUCCUGCUACUAGGCACAUUCAUUCAUUCAACAUCUCAGUAGGUCUCAGUCGUGACAGUGUAGUGAUGUUUUGCAGACAUGUUGAAAAGAAGCUGCUUAGUAAAUAGUAAGCUCUGAGAAUACAAAUUCGUCUUAGGAGGCAGAUUGCCGAGUCCUCGAUGACAUCAACAAGCUCUCAGAGCGGAUGAAGAACUACAUUCUAAAUCUCGCAUGCAAAAGUUGAAGCGGCAACGUUGCAAACUAAUAGCCAAAACGUUCCGAAUGGAUGUGCGUUUUACUGCCGACAACAGAAUGAUCCUGCAGCAAGAUGCAUUGCGUAUAACUUAUGAAAUGAGCUGCAGUAAUCAUCUAGAUGUAGGAACAAGCUAGGUUGCUAGAAAUAAGAACAACAAAAAUACCACUGCUUUCAUUUCUUCGUCGAAAGAAGACUGCUCUAGAAGGGGUAACGAAAUGCUAUCACGAAAUCGAACUUGAGGGCUGUUUGGUCUACCUUACCAAUGACGACACCGUAAAACAACCGGAGGCGAUGUAUGUUAAGGCUGAGAGGACAUGUACUUAUAAUAAUAGUUCUUGGCGGGAUCAUACUUCUUGCUUCUCUUCAAUUAAAUCUUUCAGACUAUAAGAUACAAUCUUAUGAAGCGGAAAAGUGUACUCAUCCUCAAGAAAGUAGGCACUUUCGAAGUAGGAAAAAACCUCUUUUCUUGAGUAUGAGUACACUUUUUUCUGUCAUAAAUCUAGAGCAUAAUUUAUUACUUUUACUGACGGCGCCACGACGGUUCUUGCCGUACCUCCUCUACAACCACCAGUAGAAAUUGUAACUCUAAUACCAGAUUCGGUGUCACUUUUGGAAAAGUUCCUUCCAUGUUCACGGAUGAUGGUCCUCACUAUGAAUGGUUUAUGGAUGAUGUUUUUUCCAUCUCUCAGACCAUUGAGGCUGCUCCUUUUCCCCUUAAAACUGUAUACAUAGGUUAAGGGGGGCCUCGAUGGUCUGCCUAGAUGGAAUGGACGCCAUCCAUAUGGUUGCAAACCCAGAACCGCUGUUGCAUCCGGGAUUUACCACAAGAUAGCACAUGA